Fusarium fujikuroi IMI 58289 is the source of this 1722-nucleotide messenger RNA. RefSeq lists its product as uncharacterized. The transcript has a single exon. Lineage: Eukaryota; Fungi; Ascomycota; Sordariomycetes; Hypocreales; Nectriaceae. The record is from RefSeq and is a predicted model, not a curated record. Bases 1 to 1722 code for a protein of 573 amino acids.
AUGGAUACCUUCCCUCAUUUGCCCUCGCGCCAUAAAAUUAGGCCGAGCGAUGAUGUAUCUGCUUACGAGCCAUUCAAGACUAGCCAUGAACACCGCGGACUUGGCACACCCACCCAGAGACGACUUUGCGACUUGUCAGAGAUCGCAGCACUGGUAUUGAGCUUUUGCUGUAGUAUCGCUGGUCUCAUCUGUUGUUUUCAUCCAGCCACUGCAGCAACCCUACAGCAAAAGUACCAGCUUAUCGUCGUUGGCUUGAUGCUUUCGCUCAUGGACUUCUGCACCGCCAAAUUGUCAACGAUUGUCUUCUUGCAACUUGAGACACGAUGGGCAAGUCUGUUGCAAAAUGACGAUUCCAUUAUUAAGAAGAGUAUUCUGGGAAGCCUUCUGAACGGGCGACGGGGGAGUCAACGAUGGACACUGCUUCUCUCUGCAUCUCUUGCGUUCCCAUUACUUCUUAGCGUUAGUUACAAGAGCUUUGUUGGUGGAAAGGUCACAAAUGAAGUGCAUGCCAGCGGCGGCCAAUAUGGUAUCACUGGCCCUGUCGGAAUUGCCAACUUUGCCUCUGGAGCUUCUCUCAUGGUCAACGCUACGAUCCUCUUCAUGUUUAACAAUGUGACCAAGUUACCCCCUCAACCACAACCCUUUGGUUUCGAUAUGCUCCUACUCAAGGAUUAUACCAUAAGAGUUGCCAUGUUGGACGGACCAAGUCCAUCUUACGUCAAGAGCAUAAGGGCUGAGCUUCAGGGCCAACAGUCAUACACCGUGUCUGCUGACGUCUUUGGCUUAGCUUGGCAUCUCGACCACGAAGCUGACAAGCAGCGCAAUAACGAUCCGUGGUGGAACAACCUUUUUGAAUCAAGUGAUGACGAUGCGCCACAGAACAUAUCUCUUUAUAAAGAGGAGAAGUGGCUGUCGACCCUAUGGCCUCAAGGUCAAGUGGACCAGUUCUUCGUCCUCCUUACACCGCAUGUCGGGCAUUCGAAAGAGCUUAGGAAGAUUGAACCCUCAAAGGAAAGGUUUCAAAAUGAGGCACUCGAGUUCACAAGCCAACGGCUUAACUGUCACGGGAAGUCGAAGAUUGCUGCCAAUUCGGUCAACCUUAUCGAGGGCAGCUGCGGUGAAAGUUUUGUGGAAGGAUUCCCGGAUGGCUGUAGACAUCUUCAUUUGAAUGAUGCCAGGUACUUGCUCAGCGACUUUGUCAGUGACUUGCUUACGGCCAAUCUGGAUGAAGCAGCUCAGAUAAAGUUCACGGCUGUGGUGUCAUCUCUUCUUUGGUCUCGACUGGCCGCCUUCUGUGGCAUUGGCUCGCCAGUCAACGACUUGGAUCCUAAAGAUCGUGAACGAUUCGAGUACUAUCGGCCUGAUAAAGCUUGGAAGACUGUCACGGUACUAAAAAGGUCUCCUCUACUUGCUAUUGUUCUGCUAGCUCAGCCUACUGUCGGUCUGGUACUUCUUAUUGUACGCAUCGUAUUUUGUUCGUCGCCUGUAUCUGGGGGUUUUGGCCUCAUCAGUGUUUUGGCGGGACAUAGACCUGAUGAGGGCGAUAUUCUGAGGGGUGUAGGGUUAUCUGGAGACGUCAAGGAACGCAUUGAGCUGGUUUUCGACGAGCAUGGUGACUUGUGCGAUGACGGAGGCGAGAGGCUUCGUUUUCGGCUGAGGGAAGCAAGGAGCUCGAUGCAUCAUCACCGAAGUGAGCUGAAGCCUAGAGUCAACUACCAUUGA